Messenger RNA from Gadus chalcogrammus (walleye pollock), 3257 nucleotides. It is a transcript of the gene lpar6a, whose product is annotated as lysophosphatidic acid receptor 6a. Gene Ontology annotation, molecular function: lysophosphatidic acid receptor activity. The transcript has a single exon. Gene Ontology annotation, biological process: phospholipase C-activating G protein-coupled receptor signaling pathway; positive regulation of Rho protein signal transduction. NCBI's taxonomy places the organism in Eukaryota, Metazoa, Chordata, Actinopteri, Gadiformes, Gadidae. The record is from RefSeq and is a predicted model, not a curated record. Gene Ontology annotation, cellular component: membrane. Bases 331 to 1458 code for a protein of 375 amino acids.
CCCCCCCCCUCGUCCCCUCUGUCAUCAGCCCACCCUGUUAUGGCUCGGGGAAACCUCAGCGUGCCGGCCCACCGAGAGUGAGCCUUGUUCCCCCGCGGACCACAUGCUCAGAGCGCAGGAGAACCCGUAGCGCUCGAGGAACACUGACUUACUUACGAGUACCGAGUUUUGAAAGGAGAGAUUGACGCAUCCGGGGGGGCUAUUCAUGAGAGACCCACAGUGUGGGACAGCUGUCGUUAUUGUGUUGCUCUUGCGUAACGGAUGCCCAUUCUCUGACUCCCCUCUACCUCCCGACCUUUGUCCUCCUUCUCCACCGCCGUGCCACCAAACAUGUUCAACACCACUCUGCCUGCGGGGAACAUCACCCAGCGUUGGGGCGAGGGCACCCCUCCGUGGGCUGUGAGCAACAGCAGCCUGUUGCCGGACAACGGCACGGCCGACUGUGUGAAGAACGAUCAGUUCAAGUACCCGCUGUACAGCGUCGUGUUCAGCAUAGUGUUCGUGGUGGGCCUGCUCACCAACGUGGUCGCCAUGUACAUCUUCACGUGCUCCCUGAAGCUGAGGAACGAGACCACCACCUACAUGAUGAACCUGGUGGUGUCCGACCUGCUCUUCGUCCUCACCCUCCCGCUGCGGGUGUACUACUUCAUCAACAAGAACUGGCCCUUUAAGAGCGUGCUCUGCAAGCUCUCCGUCUCGCUGUUCUACACCAACAUGUACGGCAGCAUCUUCUUCCUCACCUGCAUCAGCGUGGACCGCUUCCUGGCCAUCGUGUACCCGCUGCGCUCGCGGUGGCUGAGGACCAAGCGCAACGCCAAGAUCGUGUGCGUGGCGGUGUGGGUGCUGGUGCUGGCCGGGAGCCUCCCCACGGGCUUCAAGUUGGAGUCCACGUCCAGGCAGGACAACCACAUAGCCUGUUUCGAGAACUUCUCGUCCAAACAGUGGAAGUCACACCUGUCCAAGAUGGUGAUCUUCAUCGAGACGGUGGGCUUCUUGAUCCCGCUGCUGCUCAACGUGGUGUGCUCCGUCAUGGUCCUGCGGACCCUGCGCCAGCCGCAAGCGCUCAGCCAGGGCAGCAAGCUGAACAAGACGAAGAUCCUGCUGAUGAUCGUCGUGCACCUGUCCAUCUUCUGCUUCUGCUUCAUCCCGUACAACGUCAACCUGGUGUUCUACGCACUCGUCCGCACCAAGACGCUGCCGGGCUGCCCGGCGGAGUCAGUGGUGCGGACGAUAUACCCCAUCGCCCUGUGCCUGGCCGUGUCCAACUGCUGCUUCGACCCCAUCGUCUACUACUUCACCUCGGAGACCAUCCAGAACUCCAUGAAGAGGAAGUCCCAGGUCGGCCGCUCCUACGACAUCAAGUUCUCAGAGGCCCUGCAGUCCGAGUCCAGCUCGGCCCUCCAGUGCAGCCUGCGCAGCCUGAAGGCCAAGGUGUUCCACAACGAGUCUUCCGUUUGAAAUAUUGCUGUUUUGACGCCAUUGCAAAAGGUCAACCUGGGCUCUGCUUAAUGUCGGAGCCCCGUCGUAGCCCCUCCUUCCAAAGAAGUAUUCGGACAUUAACUCUUCCUCUCAGGACGAAAGCACUGACUUUUGAUCGGUUCUGCAACGCAUGGAUCCAUGUUUUGACAAGGGACUCCUUAACUUCCACAGUGGAUCUGAGUGUAAACGACCACUUGAUAACAUGAAUCCCAGCUUGUUGAAUAAUAUAGAAAGAUGGAAUAAUAUGGCGAAUGAGAGUGUUAUGUCACUCAUGCAGUGUCCUGUAUGAGUGCAACGUGUAUAAAUGUGUACAUUUGUAAGUGAUGAGGCUAACUGAAAUAGUAUUUCUUAAGUUAACAUUAAUUAAUGUCAUGUUACGGUCUGACAUUAGUCUGGGUUCAUAUGCCGAGGCUUGUAUGUGGAACCCAUUAUGGGGCAUUUUGUUGUUUAUUGGAUGUCAUAUGUUUUUGGCGGAUUAAUGCACUGACAUAAAAAUGGAAAAUACUGCACUCAUGCCACUGGAAUGAAUUAAAUUCAUGUUCUGUCUAAACACAAACCAGGUCUAUGUAAAUCAUCCGCUAGUUAUGGAAAUUACAUUUGGUUAGGUAUUGACUUGCCAUGUCAUCGGGAUGGACUUAAGUCUCAUGCUACCGAACAACAAUCAACACCCCUUUAUGAGGAAGGAGACCUAUUUCCUACUCUUGUGUAAUUUAGCACUGGUUUUCAUUGUUUACAGUGAAUUAUGAUAGAUACAUGUCAUUAAGGGGCAGCUAGGGGUUUGGGCAUCUUGCUCGCGGAUGCCUACUAGUAGAUAGGAGAGAUUGGGGUUUGAGGCCAGAACUUUGUUAUUUCUAGUUAUCCAAAGUACGGUGUCCCUGCUCAACGAUCUUCUUAUUCUCCUUCAACUCUUCCAAAGGAAGUCAAAACAUGAGUCAGAGAGGAGAGGGAUGGGCAUGAAGUGAAUGUUGUGGUAGAGGGUGAAUACAGAAAUGGAAGUGAAAGCAGGACCGUCUUUUGCAGAGAGCAGUGUCUGGCUUCCUUUCUGUCUGUUGAGCCAGGCAGGGUUCUUGAACCAGCGGGAGAUUGACAAGCGGGAGAUGAACUAGCGGUGGAUGGCCACGGAAACGCCAAACUGACUGGUUUCCCUGCCCUGGUGGUCCCUUAAAUAUGUUCUAAUAUUCCCAAAAACUAGACCUGUAGAGAGCUUACAGAAAUAUAUUUUCACAUGUUUAAAAAUAACACCCUUAAAUACAUUGUAGAAUGGUGGUGGAUGAUGGAGAUUUUAUCAGACAAAUUAUGAACAGCGUAUACGAGAAACGGCAUACUUUCCUUACUACUACUUCCCCUACUACUCCGACUACCACCACUAACACUACUUCUACUAGUACAACUACAGCAGCAGACAUGAUGAGUACCUUAACACCCAAGGCAAGUCUCCAGAAUGAUGCCCCAGUGACCCCGGGUGACCCCCCUCCCCUGCUGACAAAACAAACAGCACUUGACGGCUUUCUUCUCCACAGAGCCCCGACUUCUAGACGAGGGCAGUCAGUGAAAACCAAAAUAAACGACACUAAAGUGCACCUUCGGAGAAGGAAGGGGAUCCUUUUUGUGUCGUUGCGCCACAAAAAGGAAAAAAAAAAAACGCUGCCAGGAAUCAACGUACAAACACACCAAUCUGCUUUUCACCCCAAACCCAAGCAUCAGAUGUAAACAUCAGUUGCCAGUUACAGGCACAGGGAAAUUGUGGGCAGCGCUCUUUGCAUGUUUGUGGUAAAGAU